UUGAACACAUACAAGAUUUGCAUUCUCAUCACCAUUGAUAAACCCACCUCUCAUUUUAUACUUUAUAAGUAUAUAUUAUAUUAAUUAAUUAGUGAUGAUGUCUUCAAUUAAGAUGAGUUCAGUAAUUGGGAGUUACUGUUUGAUGCUAAUUGCGUUUACGUGUUGGAUUAAUGCAAAGAGCGGCGAAGCUUUUGAGACAUUCGGGUUCGAUAUCCACCACAGAUAUUCCGACACCGUCAAGCAAUUCUUGAAUGUCGAUGAAUUGCCGGAGAAGGGUACCGUCGAAUAUUACUCCGCCAUGGCCUACCGCGAUCAUCAUCUCUUCAAGGCCCGCCGCCUCGCCACCGCCGCAAAAGCACCUGUCACUUUCUUUGGUGGAAACGAGAGUCACAAUAACAACGACCUUGGACACGUGCACUAUUCAUUUAUUACCGUGGGUACCCCUGCUUUGAAAUUUCUUGUGGCGCUUGCCCCUGGCAGUGACCUGUUGUGGUUACCAUGUGACUGUAUCACUUGUGCAACUAGCGUAUACUCCGAGUCUACGGAAGAGGUAUGA
Molecule: messenger RNA, 556 nt
Organism: Erythranthe guttata (spotted monkey flower)
Lineage: Eukaryota; Viridiplantae; Streptophyta; Magnoliopsida; Lamiales; Phrymaceae
Source: RefSeq, a predicted model, not a curated record